UCAAAUCUAAAAUUCCCUUUAAAAAUGCGGAACCGGUACACUCAAAUUUGGUCCAUUUUAUUCGCAUUUUUCCUGUGUUUUGAUCAUUUUUCUGUUAUUUGUAAACGUUCUGGAAUAUUUGGAAGUAGAGGAGGUUCUUCUAGAAAUGGGCAUGGUUAUUCGUCAGGAAUUGGGCGAAGCCGUUAUCCUUCCUCACAUACUAAUUAUGGGGGUUCUGGCCGGAGAAGUAUAACAGAUAGAUUACUUGGCAGAAAUAAAGGAGGGGGAUAUGGGGGUCAUAGAAACCGUGGAGUUAUGGUUGGAGCGGCUGGUGGUGGAUUACUUGGCCAUGGCACAAGGAAGAGUGGUGGAUUCUUGGGUGGAGGCGGAAAUAAGUAUCGAAGUAGCGGUAUAGGGUCCCGUUCCCGUGCUGGAACCUUCAAAAACAUGUUAGUUGGUGCAGCUGGUGGAUUUCUUGCUUACAAAGCAGGAAAAGCAAUCAUCAAGAAUGUGGCACGGCCUAUGAUGUGGAAUAAUCGGCCUUACUAUUGGGGCUCUCAAUACCAUCCUUCAUAUCAGGGUGGAGGGUAUGGAGGUGGAUAUGGAGGCGGAUAUGGUGGCGGUGGGGGUGGAUACGGGGCUGCUCCUUCUAAAACAAUGUGCAGAAUGGCAAUUGAGCCUGAUGAUCCAGUUUUGGGACAAGUUUACAUGUCAGACAAUACAAGACCAAAGGAAAUUGUUUGGACUUGUGAGAUCCAUGAGGAAUGUUGUGGAUAUGAAUGCUGUCCUCGAUAUUAG
This is a messenger RNA of Meloidogyne enterolobii, 777 nucleotides long. The record is from the annotation of a GenBank genome assembly. NCBI's taxonomy places the organism in Eukaryota, Metazoa, Nematoda, Chromadorea, Rhabditida, Meloidogynidae.